Echinostoma caproni is the source of this 807-nucleotide messenger RNA. The record is from the annotation of a GenBank genome assembly. Lineage: Eukaryota; Metazoa; Platyhelminthes; Trematoda; Plagiorchiida; Echinostomatidae.
AUGGCGUCGUGGAAGAACAAUUAUGAGUAUCUAGCAGAAGUGAUUGCACAUCGCCGUCGCCAAGGUGGACGCUCUGAGUACAAAUUACGUUAUGUGUGGGAUCGGGUGAUCGAAUGGACUCCGGCCAGCCGUUUGCGCAAAGCCACUCAAUUCGAAAUUGAUUAUGUCCUGAAAUUCUGUCGUGAGCAUAACAAUGGUGUUACAAAAAGGCCUGCUAACAUACAGAGACCUCCAGCUGUCAACAAUAGCGAUGUAGCCACUCUUUCCUCACGCAAGGAUACCGAUACAAUCAAGGAGGUUUCUUCUCCGGCUACUCGAUCACAGUCAAGGCGAACAGAUCCUCCCAAUCGGGAUUUUAGGAUGUCUACUGAGACUGUUUCGGGGGAUGAGCCUCCCAAUCACGGUAGCAGUGCAACUUCAGAGCCCAAGACAACGACGCCUCCGUCUCUCUUCGACAAGGUUGAACACGAUGAUAUGCUGUAUGACCGCAGUGUGGCACAAUUUCACGAAGCAUGUCGUAAGCGUAGGGAGCUGAAGAGACAGGCAAUCGAGGCAGAGAAAACACAGGAGAAAAUUGAACCCAGUACACCAGUAAGAGGGUCAGUAAAUGGUGGUAAAAGAUCGCAUCCCGCUCUCUCACCUGAAUGUCAUUCGCUUAAACCGAUUAAACUUGCUUCCAGUCCUGAUGUAGUAGAAAAACCGAGUAAGGUUCCACGUUUGUCCGAUACCAAGAACGUAAAGCUGGUGAACUCUAAGCCUUCGUCCAAUAGUAAGAAGGCUGAAAGCCCGUUGCUUGCGGUCGACUAA